Lethenteron reissneri (Far Eastern brook lamprey) is the source of this 9787-nucleotide messenger RNA. RefSeq names its product sodium channel protein type 4 subunit alpha-like. Gene Ontology annotation, cellular component: voltage-gated sodium channel complex; plasma membrane. Lineage: Eukaryota; Metazoa; Chordata; Hyperoartia; Petromyzontiformes; Petromyzontidae. Gene Ontology annotation, biological process: neuronal action potential; sodium ion transmembrane transport; membrane depolarization during action potential. Gene Ontology annotation, molecular function: voltage-gated sodium channel activity. The record is from RefSeq and is a predicted model, not a curated record.
GCCUUCACCUUGGUCAUCGUUGGGACUAUUUUAACGAACUGUGUCUUCAUGGCGAUGGACAAAGAUUACGUUCCAGUGGAGUACACCAUGAACACCAUUUACAUGAUGGAGGUGGUGAUCAAGGUCCUGGCCCGAGGAUUUUUCAUGGGGCAGUUCACUUUCCUUCGUGACCCCUGGAACUGGUUGGAUUUACUUGUGGUGAUCUUUACGAUCGUGACAUAUGUGAAUCCGAAACAAAAAAUGUCUUCCCUUAAAACGUUCCGAGUGCUUCGUGUCCUCAAAACCAUCUCCGUCUUUCCUGGUCUCAAAACCAUCGUGAAGGCUCUCAUCCAGUCGGUGAAAAAGCUCUUCGACGUCAUCAUCCUCACGAUAUUCUGCCUGAGCAUCUUCGCUCUCAUUGGGCAGCAGCUCUUCAUGGGCAACCUGAAGAACAAGUGCGUGCUGUGGCCGGACGGAAACAGAACCUGGGACAACGAAACCCUCGCGUACCUCGAAGACCCAAAUAACUAUUACAAGUCCGACAAUCAGCCAAUACUCUGCGGAAACAGCUCAGGGGCCGGGGAGUGUCCAGAGGGAUACUUGUGCUUCAAGAUUGGAGACAAUCCCAACUUUGGUUUCACCAACUAUGACCACUUUGGGUGGGCGUUCUUGUCUCUCUUCCGCCUCAUGACCCAAGACUCCUGGGAGUAUCUUUACCAGCAGACCCUGAGAUCGUCGGGCAAGGUGUACAUGAUCUUCUUCGUCAUGGUCAUCUUCCUGGGUUCUUUCUACCUCAUCAAUCUCAUCCUGGCUGUGGUGGCCAAGUCCUACGAGGACCAGAACAGGGCGAUGCAGAACAAGGACAAGGCGAAAGAGGCCGAGUUUGAGGAGAUGCUCCAGCAGCUCCGGCUGCAGCAGGAGGAGCAGGAAGCUCUGGCUGCAGGGCUCUCCAGGAGAAAGAGCCGGUUCCGCCCCUGCACGCCGUCCGAGUGGUCACGCAGCAGCUCGGGGAGCACCAAGGGGAGACGGAGCAUACGCGGUGGGUCGACGCAGGUGGCGGCGGCGAGCGCGGCGGACGACAAGGUGGAGUCCCCCCCAGCCCCCGUUGCGCCCCCCUCACGGAAGGUGUACAUGCUGCACCCCGACUACACCGAGGACGAGGUGGUCGACCCCCUGUUCCCACCAACGCCAAUACAAAUGGGCCAGUGCAACGUCUUCAACUACCCCGACGGUAGCGGCUCGCCCGGCAGCAAACGAGGAUCGAAGAAGACGAGCCUGACGGAGGAGGAGAAGAAGUCCAUGCAGGACAUGGCGUUUCACGUCUGGCUGGAGCGCAACCGGCUCGGCAGCUUCCACAGCCAGUGCGGCAGCGGCGACUCCGUCGGGUUGCCUCCCAGGGGAGCGCCAGGCCGGCCGUGCGUUGCGUUCGAGGACAGCGACGUACUUUCACCGGACCAUGGGAUUCCUUUGCGAAUGAGGUCCAACUCCAUCCAGGUGCCGUCAGAGAUAUUUGAUGACCCAGUGAAUAGGAAGAGGGCAGUCAGCACAAUAAGUGCAAUGACAGAAGCUCACGAGUCCAAGCAGAAGUGUCCUCCGUGCUGGCACGCGUUUGCCAACGCUGCCCUCAUCUGGGAGUGGUGUCCAAUGUGGAUUCGCAUCAAGCGGCUCGCAAAGCUCGUGGCCUUUGACCCCUUCAUGGACCUCGCCAUCACCCUGUGCAUCGUGCUCAACACGGUCUUCAUGAGUCUGGAGCACGACUCUAUGAGCGAGGACUUCAAGAAAGUGCUCCGGAAUGGAAAUGUCUUCUUCACAGGGACUUUCACAGCAGAGAUGGUGCUGAAGAUUAUCGCCAUGGACCCUUACUAUUACUUCCAGGAGAAAUGGAACCAGUUUGACUCUGUUGUCGUCACCGUCAGCCUGGUGGAGAUGUGGUUGCCAGAUUUCGAUAAUCUGUCUGUGCUGCGCUCCUUCCGGCUGCUGCGAGUGAUUAAACUGGCCAAGUCCUGGGGCACCAUGUACUCGCUGCUUAAGAUAAUCGGGAACUCGGUGGGAGCCCUUGCCAACCUGACGAUCAUCCUCGUGGUCAUCAUUUUCAUCUUCGCAGUGGUGGGCAUGCAGCUCUUUAAAAAUAGCUACGCCAAAGAAAAUUGGAGCUUGCUGCCCGAUGAUAUGUUGCCGCUGCGUUGGCACAUGUGCGAUUUCUUACACUCCUUCAUGAUCGUCUUCCGCAUCCUGUGCGGAGAAUGGAUUGAGAACAUGUGGAUAUGCAUGCAGCUGGACGGAAAGCCUCGCUGCAUCAUCAUCUUCAUGGCGGUGCUCAUCAUCGGCAACCUGGUGGUGCUCAACCUCUUCCUGGCCCUGUUGUUGAGCUCCUUCAGCGCGGAUAAGUUCGCGGCAUCGGAGGAUGAGCCCGAUGCAUCCAACAUGCACCUGGCCAUCGACCGCAUCCGGAGGGUGGCGGCCUUCACGAGGGCCACGCUCACCGCCUUCUUCUGCAAGUUGGCCAAGACGACGAGGGAGGACGCCGGCGGCUCGGACGGCGUCGCCAACGGGUGCAGGGCGGGCGCCUGCGCGACGCCAGUACGGCGCGUGGGUCAGCCCUGCGCGGUGGUGGUGGCCCGACGCUCGUGCAUGCGCCCGGCUCAUGGCAGUGGUGGCGGCAACUGCAGAGUGCGCUGCUCAGCCGAGCACGUGACGCUCGCCAUGCCCGAGACGGAGCACGAGAUGAUUGAGAUUCAGGAGUGGAAGUAUGAUUACGAAGAGCCUGACUUUGCGGACUGUGCAAGGAAUCAUGAGAAAGUUGAGAAGGAGCCAUCUGAACAGCAGCAGCAGCAGCAAGAGAAGGAAAAGGACAGACUGGAUGAUUGCUUCCCACAGUGGUGCGUAGCUCGUUCUCCCUGCUGUGCCUCUGGCGAGGCGAGUGAAGUGGGCAUGUUUUGGUCCACCCUACGCAAGGCCUGCUUCAUCAUCGUGGAGCAUAACUGGUUUGAGACGUUCAUCAUCUUCAUGAUCCUGCUAAGCAGCGGCGUCUUGGCGUUUGAAGAUGUCUACAUCGCUAAGAGGAAGACGAUACAGAUAGUGCUCGAAUAUGCCGACAAGGUGUUCACCUACGUGUUCAUCCUGGAGAUGCUGCUCAAGUGGCUGGCGUACGGAUUGCAGAAAUACUUCACCAACAUGUGGUGCUGGCUCGACUUCUUAAUCGUAGGGGUGUCCGUAACAUCGCUCGUUGCCACGUUGCUCAAGUACGAUGAGCUCAGUGCCAUCAAAGCUCUGAGGACCGUCCGGGCUCUCAGACCACUCAGAGCCUUAUCAAGAUUUGAGGGCAUGAGGGUCGUGGUGAACGCGCUGAUCGGGGCAUUCCCGUCCAUCGUCAACGUCCUCCUCGUGUGCCUCAUCUUCUGGCUCAUCUUCAGCAUCAUGGGCGUCGACCUCUUCAAGGGGAAAUUCUACAAGUGCGUCAACAAGACCGACAUGAAGAUCUGUAACAGCUCGGUCGUCAGAAACAAGAAUGAAUGCGACGUGAAUGCCUCGCAGGAUUGGGUUAACAUGCCCGUUAAUUUCGACAACGUGGCCACGGGGUACCUGGCCUUACUGCAAGUUGCUACUUUCAAGGGGUGGAUAGACAUCAUGUCUGCUGCAGUUGAUGCCACCAAGAAGAUAAGAGGGGAAGAUAUAUUCCUGACAGAAGAACAAAGGAAAUUCCACAGUGCAAUGAAGAAACUCCGCUCAAAGAAACCACAAAAGCCUGUGCCUAGGCCGCAUAAUAAGCUACAAAAUCUUGCCUACGACCUGGUGGGCACCCAGGCCUUCGACGUGACCAUCAUGGCGCUCAUUUGCCUUAAUAUGCUGGUCAUGAUGAUCGAGACCGAUAGCCAGAGCAAGGAAAUGGAGAACGCCCUCCACUACAUCAACAUCAUCUUCAUCGCGAUGUUCAGCGCCGAGUGCCUGCUCAAGCUCUUCGCCCUGCGACAAUACUACUUCAAGUUUGCGUGGAACAUUUUCGACAUUGUCGUCAUCGUCAUGUCCUUUGUGGGAAUGGGGCUUGCUGAGACCAUGAAGAAUUUUUUCUUUGAGCCCACGCUCAUCCGCGUGGUUCGGCUCGCCCGGAUCGGGCGCGUACUCCGUCUGGUCCGCGGCGCACAGGGGAUCCGCACCCUCCUGCUGGCGCUGCUCAUGUCGCUGCCGGCGCUCUUCAACAUCGGCCUGCUCCUCUUCCUCGUCAUGUACAUCUUCUCCAUCUUCGGCAUGUCCAACUUCGGAUACCUGCAGCACAAGGCCGGCAUCAACGACAUGUUCAACUUCGAGACGUUCGGCGGGGCCAUGCUUUGCCUCUUCCAGAUCACGACGUCGGCCGGCUGGGACGGGCUGCUGGCGCCGACGUUCCCGCUCAACUGCGACCGCUCCUUCAAGCACCCGGGCACGUCGGUCGAGAGCAACUGUGGCAACACCUCUUUCGGCGUGGCGUUCUACGUCAGCUACAUCAUCAUCUCCUUCCUCAUCGUCGUCAACAUGUACAUCGCCGUCAUCCUCGAGAACUUCGCUAUCGCCACGCAGGAGAGCGCCGAGCCCCUGAGCGAGGACGACUUCGAGGCCUUCUACGAGGUGUGGGGCAAGUUCGACCCCACGGUGACGCAGUUCAUAGCCUACAAAAAUCUCUCCGUCUUUUUGGACUCUCUGGACGACCCGCUGCGCGUGCCCAAGCCCAACCAUCUGGCGAUUGCCGCCCUCGACCUGCCCAUCGUGGCCGGUGAUCGCAUCCACUGCCUGGAGGUUCUGUUCGCGCUCACUAAGCGCGUGCUGGGGGAGGGCGAAGGCAUGGACGCGAUGCGCCUGCAGAUGGAGGAGCGCUUCAUGGACAGCGGCUCCGCCGGCAACGGCACGCUCGCACCCAUCUCGAGCACACUCCGGCGCUGGCAGGAGGAGCUGGCGGCCAUCAAGAUCCAGCGCGCGUUCAGGAAGCGGCUCACCAACAGAAGUACCUCGCCCACACUGCAGAGAGGUUCCAGCUGGGCCAGGGCCGGGGGUUCCGACGGGAUGAUGGUGCCCGCCGCCGCCGCCGCCACCGCCGGCGCCACCGCCGUCGCCCCAAUCAUCAACGCCCCGCAAGAUUACGUCGGCAAUACGGGCAACGAGAAGGUGAAGAUUAUCGUUACAUUGCCUUCUUUCUCGUCAGGAGAUAACAUCGUCAUUUGUGCGGAUGUGAAUUGUGCUGACCAUGAUGGGAAACUUUCGUGAAGGGAUUUUUUUUUUUUGCGCCACUCGUUGAGGCUGGGUCUCCUUGUUCCGUGAGUGGGACCUCAGAAAAGGGCUUUAAAAGUUGUACGUACAUAUUAACUGGGGAUACAGCAGACGAGAAGCAGAUCGACCACAUUAUUACAAAGCUCAAAAUAAACAUUAGCGGCAUUGCAGAGAAAAUAACAAAGUAAAUAUCGUUCCAUUGCGAGAAACGUUUUAAAAUUAUUAAAAUAUUACCAGAGACUUUUUUUUUUACGUGUAUGAAACCUUUCCUGAAAUCCUUCACCUCUAAAAGCGUCUAACUUAAAUUCAUAUUCUGUUUGGUAAUGCCCAACUAAUAGACAUUUGCCAAAUAAUACAUUAACCACGUGAAAUAUUUAUUUGAAGCGCUUGUGUAUCCAUUUCCAUAAUUCAGAUAAAAGCACAGCCAUGAGCAUGGCAUGUCAAGACAAAUUGCAUACUUCCAGUAAAUAUGCAUGGUAUAUAUAUAUGCAAAGGGCAUAUUUUUCAAAGGUGUGUUAUGCAUGUUAUUUGUAUAUAAGCUAUAAACAGUAUACAAUAAAUAACACACAAAAAAGAUUCCUUCGGUAAUUUUCUAAGUUCCUAAACAUAAUAUACAGCGCCAUAAAGCAGAUAAAACAUAUAUUAUAAUUAAUAUUUAUGAAACAGUCUGAAACCCCCUUCCCAGACUCUGUUGCUGUUGCUUUAAGUGAUAUGAUAACUUUUUUUUUGCAUCAAAGUGAAUGGAACUCAUAAAGGAGCAACGCGACUGUUGUUGCAUGGCCAAGCCUUUUGCAGCGCAGAUGCCGAACAUUCUUUAGCGUAUAAAGAAGAGCAGCAAGCGGCCAGAUAUUUAUUGUGCUGAAUGAUAGAACGGCUCUCGCACUGUAAUUCACCAGAAGAGCUCUACGUUGGCUUCACGAGCGAAGAUGUUCAUCACGAGGCCGAAUGGGUUCACGUCCUAUGGCUGAAUGGGGGUGGUGAGAGACAAGACCGUAACUUUACACGUUUUGAUGUUGUUAUCCAUCCGUCGGUCGCGUCAGUGUGGCUCGGCAUUGUCUAACGGAGUUCCACGACACAAUGACUGUUGGGAUAUUUUUUCUUUCUAUAGGAAUAUAUAAAGGUCUCCUUUUUUUACAAAAAAAUAUAUAUCUGAAUGUCCUUAAAUAAUUAUUUGGAUUCUGGGAUUUUUUUUUUCCUCGGAUCUGUAUCUCCUCUCUUUGAGUGCCUAUGUUUUUAAAUGUAUUCCACAUUUUACGUUCUGGAAAAAAAUUGCGAGGACCGUUUUGCUGCAAUCAUCAAAUUUGAGUGCGCACGGGAGUGGCCCCAUGGGCUGAUGGGGUGCCCGUUUCACAACGUCUGCAUUUUCUGUUGUUGCUUGCCAAAGUCAAAACCAAAGAGCCAGGCUAUUGAGCCUUAGCGCAACUGCCAACAUUGCUGCAUUCCAUCAGGGGGUGGUUAUCUUCAUAGUUUUGUACUUUGGAUCGCUGCUUCACAAACCUGAGCAAAUGUUUUUUUUGGGGUUUUUUUUUCUUGCAACCAAACAAUACGGCACUGUCUAGAGGCGAGUUCAUGGUUAUUGACCCAGGUGAGAGCUCAAAGAGACCAGGAAGAGCGUCAUUCGCAAGUAACAUAUACAGGGAAUUAAAUCAAUUAUAUUGUUGUUUCACAUCUCGAGCCAAUUGUGUUUUUUUGACGAAUAGUUUUAAGCUUUUUAGCUAUCUACUUGUUUUUGUAUGUCUCUUUUGCUUGUUACCUUAACCAGGGCAUUGAAAGCAAACACAAUACUACACAAUUAAGCCACCCUACACGGCUUAAUUGUUGACAAAAGACAAAUAGUUCACUACUUUAGCCCACCGGUGUGCUGAAGAGUGAAUCCACAACAUUUAAAAUGUUUGAGUACGACGUUUCGCUGGUAAUUACAUCCAGCAUCAUCGGGCAAUUUGCCAGAAUGGUGAAGCCAUCCACCUGCUCCCCGUCUUAAAUAGAACAGCAGGGUGACGUCAUCAUCAUUUAACCCAAUCAGAUGCAGAGAUCAGAGGCGGAGACGGGGGUUAUUGUAAUUAUAUAAUAGAUUAGGAAUCAGUUACUUGUUAUGCUUAGUAAUCAGUUGUAGAUUAGUAAUAGUUGUAAUGUGUAUUAUUUAAUAACUGAACCGAAACACUAUACCCAAUCAUGUGCAGAGUAUAUCUAUUAUAUAAUUACAAUAACUCGCCCCCUUCGCCACCUCUGAGUUCUGCACAUGAUUGGGUUUCGUGUUUGGGUUCAGUUAUUAAAUAAUACACAUUAAAACUCAUUACUAAUCUACAACUAAUUACUAAUUAUAACAAUUAACUGAUUACUAAUCUAUUAUAUAAUUACAAUAACCCCCCCCCCACCCCUCUGCCACCUCUGAUUUCUGGCCGUGUCGGGUGAUGGAGGGUUGCGACACAUUUUAUAAAUAACGCGAUCUUACCCAAAAACCUUUAUGAUGAAUAAAAUUGGUCGCGAAAGCCGACGUGUUAAACUCAGCCACCCUGUGUAACAGAUCUUGGAUCAGUGAUGCAGUUAUACAAUGGCCUGAUGGAUCUUGUGGGGUAUAUAUGAAGGUAUGUAUGUUGAACUUCUUUCGCAUCCUAAGUAGCCAAUAUAGUUUCUCAAGUCUUAAUACAGAGUAGAUAACUCACACUGAGCGCAGUGGCUUUUCAAAAACCUGUUCUCUCCUUUGGUGACACCACUUAUUUAUUGAUAGUGGUUAAUAUCGUCAAAUAGCAUACUUGACAUAAUUUGGUAAUUAUAAACAACCAAGUUAGUGGAAAAUAAUUGUUUUCUUUUCAUGUAAAUGCCUGUUGUUUGUUGCCUUCUCUACCUACUCGAUGUAAAAUGCUUCCAUGUUCUGUGUGAGAACAGUCUGUUACACAAGCUAAGCACCGUUGAGCCUGGUUAGUCAUUGGAUGGGAGGCUGCCAGCAAAUAAACACAUUCCUGUGGAGGGAGCUGGUAGGAACGAGGGUUGCUCGGUCAAUGGCCAGGGUCAACGGCGGCGUGGUCUAUUCCGCAAAUAUGCCCGACUGUGAGGGUGGGCACAAGCCGGCGUGAGUAGAUUAAACGUUGAGUUUUAUAAGGGCACCACGGGGUGACCAGCCCCUCCCCAUCCAGCCCCUCCCCACCCUCCCCUCCCCAUCCAGCCCCUCCCCACCCUCCCCUCCCCACCCAGCCCCUCCCUCCCCACCCAGCCCCUCCCUGCACGACGGACGGACACAAUAAUCCCCUGUGGGCUGGUGUAACCAGGAGGUUCCUACCAGUAUCAGGUGUUGUAGGCUUGCGUUGCGAGGUCAACUGAUGAUGGAAGUACAGCAUUCGGUUCUUAAAUAGUUGUAUCCCUUUGUACGUGUGAGUUUUUGUCUGAUACUUCAGCUUCCUCCCAUAUGCCCAAAGUUGCAAUGCAGGACACAGUGUUUCUAAGAUGCUUGCAGUGGUGGAUAGAUAUCUGUGGAAGGAAUGUUUCCGAUCUAGAUUUUUUUCGAAACGUUAAUUAUUUAACGUAUCUUCAUGCUGACACAUUUGGUGAGAAAAAUCACUGAUGUGAUGCAACGUGUGACGUUUUUCAUGACGUUUUACUUUUGGAUAAAUCUGAAACAAAAAAAUGUUUGGCCUCAUUAAAAAAAAAAUUCAAAUAAAAUAAUGUGCUUAAAGUACCAUUGCAUGACAGCGCUUGGCAUAUGAUUAAUUGGGGUUAAUGGCUGGACUCCAGCAGUUUGAGGUGGAGCUGUGUGCUCCUGGUUUCACUAGAGACACAGGCCAAGAGAGAUACAUAAUUAAUGAGUACUUAUAUCGUCAGCUUAUUCACAGUAACCCUACAAUCCACAAACACCUGGCACAGGGAAUUUGCAACUACUUUCCCUGAUGAUCCUUCAUAUCUGUACAUUUACGUGCAACAUGUUCAUAGCACUGAAUGUGUGUACAUGUAUUUAUGGACAAUAAACACAGACAAAUACAAAGAUCCUCCGUAUAGCCUUAACAGACUGUUGGGGCAAGUGUUGUCAGCAAGCAUCUAUGAAGACCGGCACGGUACACGAAGGGGUCGGUGGCCAGCAUCCUGCCCGACCACCUUUGUCUCCCCAGUGGCGAUGUUUACACACCGCACCAGGUACUCAUUCGCGGUCGAGUCGACCUAGGGGAGGCCCAGUACCAGUUCAGAUAUUCAUCACUGGUUUUGGCCGUGAGUGGGUUACGAACCUGGGUCGCGGGGGUUCAUUGCGCAGCGCGCGAACCGCUACACUCCCACUCCACACUGUGUAACGCAUUCAGCAGCAGGGUGGUGCAGUGGCUACACUGACAUCUCGUAGCAAAAAGUGCCUGGAUUCAAUCCCUGACUCGGAUCCCUUUUUGUGUCGAGUUUGUAUGUUCUUCCCCUGUUCUGUAUGGGUUUCCUCCAGGUUCUCUGGUUUCCUCCCAUAGCUAAAAUAAAAAUCACACAAUGCAACUUUUUUAUUACAAAUUACUCAUUUGCCAUGACCGCAACAUCACCCACCUAUCUUCUUGGUUCUUUCGGUAAAGUCACGUAGAAUGGAAAUAAUAAAAUAAUAAAAAUA